UUAAAGGAGAUCUGUGCAUUUUAUUAUCAUCAGAAUUUACUUAAAUAUUUUUAUAUUAUAUUCCGUAAUUUAGUACUUUAUUUAAUUAUAAUGAAUGAGAAUGAAGACGAACUUACAACAUUUUGUGAUUCUGCGGCUGCGUUAGUAGAAGGAUGUCGCUUACCAGUUCGAAUGCAAGGAGGCGAUGACUGGCCUCUAGCAGAAAUUAUUAGUAUUAAAGAUAUCCGUGGACAAAGAGGAUUUUAUGUACAUUAUGUUGAUUUCAAUAAAAGAUUGGAUGAGUGGGUCGGUGAAACAUGGUUGGAUACACGAAAAGUGCAGUUUCCGAGGCGAGAUGGUGCACCCACCGGUGGCACCACAACUCCUAAGAAGACACACAUUGGAUCAGGAGGUGCCGUGAUGCCAAAUUUUAUUAAUGAUAGUGUCUGCAAUGAAAUUCCGAAGUCUUGUAGCAAUACAAAUAAAGCCACUGUAGUGAAUCAACCACCUCAACCCAAAUUGCCCGAAAAAACCCACUUUAGCAAUGCACUGAAUGGUUCUGCACAUAAAAAUGCACAUGCAAGUUUGCCUGGUGAACCACGUCAACUUAUAUCCAGACCUGCCAGUCCCACCUUGGGCCAUGACUCGACAUCGCUCGUCAAUGGCGGCGCGGUUUUGGCUGCUGCCCUACAGAAGAAAAUGAAUAGGAAAAGGAAAUCUAAUUACUUGGAACCAGAGUCGGAAUUGAUCCCCGGCCCGGAAGCAGAAGGCGAGGCCCCAGCAAGUGGUGCAGCGACGCCCACACCUCGCCCGCGGCAGUCGGGCAGCAUGUUGGCGCAUGGACACGACGACCUCGUCACCCGGAUGAAGAACAUCGAGCUAAUUGAGCUAGGCAAAAACCGGAUACGGCCCUGGUACUUCGCACCAUAUCCACAGGAAAUGGUUAAUUUAGCCUGUAUCUACAUUUGUGAAUUUUGUCUAAAAUAUAGAAAAAGUAAAAAAUGUUUAGAAAGACAUUUGAUUAAAUGUAAAUUAAAACAUCCACCCGGAAAUGAAAUAUACCGUAAAGGCAGUAUAUCAUUCUUCGAAAUCGAUGGCCGUAAGAACAAAUGUUAUGCACAGAACCUUUGUCUACUUGCCAAACUGUUUCUAGAUCACAAAACACUUUAUUAUGACACGGAUCCAUUUUUAUUUUACGUAAUGACAGAAUUUGACUCGAGAGGAUUCCAUAUAGUAGGUUAUUUUUCAAAAGAAAAAGAAAGUACUGAAGACUACAAUGUAGCAUGUAUACUUACAUUACCUCCUUACCAAAGAAAAGGGUAUGGAAAAUUACUAAUAGAAUUUAGUUACGAGCUAUCUAAAUUCGAAGGAAAGACUGGUUCCCCAGAGAAACCCUUGUCAGAUCUUGGGUUACUCUCAUACAGAAGUUAUUGGGCUCAAACUAUUCUAGAUAUACUCAUGCACUCAAAACCAGUCGGCGAUAAUGAGAAACCCAUAAUUACUAUAAAUGAAAUAUGUGAAUUGACUAGUAUAAAAAAAGAAGACGUAAUAAGCACGCUGCAAAAUUUGAAUUUGAUCAACUACUAUAAGGGACAGUACAUAAUAUCAGUCAGCCAGCAACACGAAAAGGCAUUAGAAAAAAGAACAUUGAGAAUUGAUCCCAAAUGCCUCCAUUGGACACCAAAAGAUUGGUCUAAGCGUUCGAAAUGCGUUUGAAGUGGUAGUGUUACCGAGAUGCGAGGUAUCUAACUCGAGCUUCAAAACGUAACAACAUACUGUCAACAAAACAAUAGCUGAAGGUACAUUCUAAUUUUACUAGAAAAUUGUUUUAUUUAUAGUAUGAUAAUUUUCUAAACUAUUUACAUACAUACAAAAGUCUUAAAGGAUUCUUUUUAAGUGAAAUUAUCUUAUACACGAUCUAUAUUAAAAAAACUUUUAAGCGACGAGUAUA
Messenger RNA from Achroia grisella, 1930 nucleotides. RefSeq names its product histone acetyltransferase Tip60 (gene Tip60). Gene Ontology annotation, biological process: regulation of DNA-templated transcription. The record is from RefSeq and is a predicted model, not a curated record. Bases 91 to 1695 code for a protein of 534 amino acids. Gene Ontology annotation, molecular function: histone acetyltransferase activity. The transcript is spliced from 14 exons. Lineage: Eukaryota; Metazoa; Arthropoda; Insecta; Lepidoptera; Pyralidae.